UUGUUGUUGGUUGUUGUUGCCACAAUGUCGCUCACUUUGUGGAAUUCGAGAUUUUCUGUAACGCUUGUGCGCCGCCAGUAUUCAACGAUAUUUACGUCUGGCCCCAGUAGUUCACACUACAAUUACUACAAAACAACACAAAUAACAAAUUCAAGUUCAGAUUUCUCACCACAUCAUCAACAACAACAACAACAUCAGCAACAUCAGCAACGCCGCAAUUUGUUUACCGCUAUGAAACGCAACAGUAACAGUAAAGGAACCGGAUUAGGGUCCCAGAGCCGUGGCUCGCAUGACAGCGGCAAUAGCCUAGGAACAGGGGGAGGAGGUGUUGGUGGUAGUUCAACCAAUGUACCCCCCUUUACCCAUCCACAUUGCGAUCGGCAAGCCAUGUACGCUCAGCCGGCACGAAUGUUUAGGGCUACCAGAGGUAACUAUGAUUAUGAUCUGGUUGUGAUUGGUGGCGGAUCAGCUGGUCUGGCCUGUGCCAAGGAGGCGGUCACGAACGGAGCACGUGUCGCUUGCCUGGACUUUGUGAAGCCCACGCCAAUUGGCACCAAAUGGGGUGUGGGUGGCACUUGCGUCAAUGUCGGCUGCAUCCCCAAGAAGCUGAUGCAUCAAGCCUCUCUGCUGGGCGAGGCUGUGCAUGAGGCAGCUGCCUAUGGCUGGAAUGUAGAUGACAAGAUUAAACCGGAUUGGAGCAAGCUGGUCUCAUCGGUGCAGAAUCACAUUAAGUCUGUUAAUUGGGUGACCCGUGUGGAUUUGCGUGACAAGAAAGUGGAAUACAUCAAUGGCCUGGGCUCGUUUGUGGAUUCGCACACAUUGCUGGCCAAACUGAAGAGCGGCGAGCGCACCAUUACCGCUCAGUCCUUUGUGAUCGCGGUGGGCGGACGUCCUCGUUACCCAGAGAUUCCCGGUGCUGUGGAAUAUGGAAUUACCAGCGAUGACUUGUUCAGUCUGGACCAUGAACCCGGCAAGACUCUGGUGGUGGGAGCUGGAUACAUUGGUCUGGAGUGCGCUGGUUUCCUAAAGGGAUUGGGCUAUGAGCCCACUGUCAUGGUCCGUUCAAUUGUAUUGCGCGGCUUCGAUCAGCAGAUGGCUGAAUUGGUUGCUGCAUCGAUGGAGGAGCGCGGAAUUCCAUUCUUGCGCAAAACUGUGCCCCUGUCCGUUGAGAAGCAGGAGGAUGGACGCUUGCUAGUCAAAUACGAGAACACCGAAACAGGCGAAGUCAGCGAAGAUGUCUUCGAUACCGUUUUGUGGGCCAUCGGUCGCAAGGGUCUCGUCGAUGACCUCAAUCUGCCGAAUGCCGGUGUUUUGGUGCACAAGGACAAGAUCCAGGUGGACUCAUUGGAGACCACAAAUGUGGGCCACAUCUACGCUGUCGGUGAUAUUAUUUACGGCAAGCCAGAGCUGACACCCGUUGCUGUUUUGGCUGGUCGCCUUUUGGCCCGUCGUCUCUUUGCCAAUGCCACCCAACGCAUGGACUACGCCGAUGUGGCCACCACUGUAUUCACGCCCCUGGAAUACGCCUGCGUGGGCCUCAGCGAGGAGGAUGCCAUCAAGACCUAUGGCGAGGAAGAAGUGGAGGUAUACCAUGGCUAUUACAAGCCCACGGAGUUCUUCAUUCCCCAGAAGAGUGUGCGCUAUUGCUAUGUGAAGGCUGUGGCCGAACGCAAUGGCCAACAGCGUGUCUAUGGCCUCCACUAUCUGGGCCCCUCGGCCGGUGAGGUCAUCCAGGGCUUUGCUGCUGCCCUCAAGUCGGGCUUGACCGUCCACACUCUAAUGAACACGGUGGGCAUUCACCCAACCACCGCUGAGGAGUUCACCCGCCUCAGUAUUACCAAGCGCUCCGGUCUGGAUCCCACACCAGCUAGUUGCUGCAGCUAAACUGGAUCUCUUCCAGCCAACACCCCAGCCCCAGCCCAAGCCCAAUUCGCCACAACCGCAGCCCCAGCCCUUAGCGAUAGAAAAAAAAGAGUUUUAGCUUUGCUUUUAGUUUCGAUCACAUUAAGAACAACAACAACAACAAUCAACCAACAGACACACACCAAAAAUAGCUCAGAACCAGGACAGGACAGGACAGGACAGUGAUGGGGAAAUAAAAUAGAUUAACAAAUACAGAAACUGGAAUGGGAAUGGGACGACGAUAAGUUGACAUGUGCGUGUGCCUGUGUGUGUAUACGUCUAUGUGGAGUAUAUGGGAGACGACGCAAAGCGAUGGUAGACUGACUGCUGGACUCCAGUGGAACUGGGGUGAAUCUAUCAUCUAUCUAUCCAUUCGGCAUCCGCUAAAUCGCUGCUACUGAUCUAUCUGCCUCUGUGUGUGUUUGUGUGCACUUUUCCCAAGCACUCAAAAUUUGAAAAUGAAUUAUGUUGAAAUGGAAAAACAAAAAAAAAAAAGAAAAACUUACGAUUAUGAAAAUUUCUAAUUUGUGUAUGGUAGGAAAAAUAUAAUUUU
Messenger RNA from Drosophila willistoni, 2455 nucleotides. RefSeq names its product thioredoxin reductase 1, mitochondrial (gene Trxr1). The transcript has 4 exons. Gene Ontology annotation, cellular component: cytosol; mitochondrion. Lineage: Eukaryota; Metazoa; Arthropoda; Insecta; Diptera; Drosophilidae. Gene Ontology annotation, molecular function: flavin adenine dinucleotide binding; glutathione-disulfide reductase (NADPH) activity; thioredoxin-disulfide reductase (NADPH) activity. The record is from RefSeq and is a predicted model, not a curated record. The coding region runs from base 25 to 1884 and encodes 619 amino acids. Gene Ontology annotation, biological process: glutathione metabolic process; cell redox homeostasis; cellular response to oxidative stress.